CUUUUGCCAACGAAAUAUCUGGACUGGAAACUGACUCAGAGUUAACAAAUGGUACAAUUACUACAACACACCAAACAGCGGAGAGUACUGAUCUUAAUCAGUUGAAUGCUAUUGAGGUGACUGACUCUGAAAGCAAUCAAGAAAGUACAGAACGUACCAAAGAAACGUAUAAAGAUCGUGACAGUGAGUUAACACAUGGUGCGGCUGCUACAGAUCAAACAGCUGAAAAUACUGAUCUUCAUCUGUCAGAAAAUCAGUUGGAUGCUGUGAAAGUGACUGAAUCUAAAAAAAUUCAAGAAAGUAAUGUGAAAGAAGCUACAGAAGCAUCAUUUGAAGAGGAAAUGAAGUUAAGAAAUGUAGAGGAUAAAUUAGAUGUAGCCGAGGUGACUGAUCCUAAAGAUAUUCAAGAAAAUGAAGAAUCCUCUACCCAAAAGAAAGACAUAGAAAAAAGGACAACUGAGUUAGAAAAUGGUGAUAUUUGUAGGGAACAAACUGCUAAGAAUGCUGAUAUUUAUCCUUCAAUAAAUCAAGAUAUUGCUGAAGUUAAGGAUCCCCUGUUUUGUGGCAACUUGAACAAAGCUGUGACAAGUAAAAAUGAAAGUGACCGAGGGGAAGUUCUACAAAUAUUGAACCAUGCGCCAGUUGUACAAGCUACUGAAAAUAUCCAAGGUGGCCAAGGAAAUUGUGCCACAGAUAAGAGUGAAAAUGAUGUCAAAAUAAAUCUGUCAGAUGGAAAUGUCACAUCAGCUGAAAGUCUCUCAGUUGUUGGUGAAAUGAGCAGUGUUGAAACAGAAGCACAAGAUUCUGCGCUUUUUCGAGACGUCAUUGCCGAAAACAGGCUCAUUGCAGCACUACGUCUUUCCUGCAAGUUAUCACCUGGGCAUCUUGUGAAAGAUCUUAAUGUCAUGGGUGUGAAGUCAGUUCAAUUGAUGCGUUCACUUUCACCAGGGGUUGUGACUGUAGCAGAGCUGAUACAAAAGCUUGUUCACUUGACAGAACUUGAUCUAUCAGGAAAUCUUAUUGGACCUCAGGGAUUUCGUGUUAUUUGUUUGGCUCUCAGAAGGAAUGCUACUCUUAAGUCUUUGAACUUGGCAAACAACUUGGCAGACACUGAUAGUUCUGACUGUUUAGGAGAAAUGCUGUCUGUCAACUCCACUCUGGAGAGAUUGGAUGUUUCUGGGAAUAACCUUGGGAGUGAUUACUUUUCGCGAUGUGUUGGACCAGCAUUGAUGAGCAACAAAUCUCUAAAGGUGUUAAAGUUUACCAGUUGUGGAUCAAAUGAUGUGUCUGCCAUUUGCGAGGCAAUGGUAGAAGGAAAUACAACAAUUGAGGAACUCGAUGCCAGUAAUAAUCACAUUGGAGCUGUGUUUGGAGAGGGGUUGUUAAAAAUCUUGCAGAAACCAGGUUGUCGCUUGCGACAUCUUGAUGUCCAUGGAACGAGCCUUGGAAACGAUGGAAUGGCAGCACUGCGGAAAGGAAUUCAAAAUAACAACUCUCUCAUCAGUGUGAAUGCAGCUGGGCACCAGGUGUCUUGUCUGUCAUUUCUCAUGGAGUUUUUGUGGAGCUGUAUUUGUCAUCCUUCUUUGGAGGAGCUGGUUCUUGACGGAACCAAAAUUGGCGAACGGGAUGAAUGGAAACCAUCAGGUGUGAUUGAGCUGGAAAGAAGUUCGAAUCUGAAAAAGCUACUUAUAUCAGGAUGUUCGCUGACAAAUCAAGCGUUAGGGACUUUGGCAGAAAACGCUCAGGGAAAAUUAAAUCAGCUCUUUUCCUUGGAUUUGUCCAGCAAUGAUCAGCUUACCACAAAGUGUUUAUCAAGCAUUUGCGCCUUGACCUCCUCUGAUCAAAGUGUACAUUCCUUGUGUGCCGUUGACUUCUCGUUGAAUGUUGCUGAUGAUAUCGCCGCCGAAAUCGUAAACCUUCCUCAACUUAAAAACCUCAAAUCGCUGCUUCUAAAGAAAUGUAGGAUUUCACCAAAUUUCAUCGCUGAUCUUUCUAAGCUCGUUGCCGUGACAACGCCUGAAGUCCCACUUAUUUCCUCCCUGACAUUGGACGGAAUCAAACUGUCAGGAACAGAUGCUCUGAAAAGAAUGCUGGGAUUGUCAGACAUGUUUAUACCCAUAACUCCCUGCAGCUUUGAGUUGUUGUCGCUUAUAGGGUGUGGGUUGAACGAUAGAGACGUGAAACCGCUGAUGACUGCAAUAGGGAAUGGACUGAUUAUAAAGGAAUUGAGAUUGGCGGCAAACAGGCUCACAGACACAUCGGUCAACAACUUGUUGGAAUCUACUGGAAAUUCGCUUUCUCUUGAAACCCUGGAUCUGUCAAUAAACAAGAUUCGAAACGGCGGCGCUGAGAAACUAGCUUGUGCAUUAGCUGACAAACUGGCAAACCUGAAGAGCUUGUUUAUGGGCGACAACUGUAUCGGCAGGGAAGGGAUACUUGCUUUGGUUGGCAAAAUUGGUUCCGGCUCUCAACUGGGAGUUUUAAACCUCAAAAGUCAGCAACAAGCUUUGGGAGAAGAAGAUGUGGAUCAGAUAAUGGAACGGCUGGCAGAAGCACUUGGAUUCGACCCGCAGAGUAGUGACCCUCCUACGUCAGACGUUUUUGUACCACCCUCAAACUUCUCAGUCAACCUCACCGGACUUGGGGGCGAACCUGGUGAACUGGGACCGAAACUGGACAGUCUGGCCGUCCUAACAGACUACAGCUCAAAACAUCGUAGGACUUUGACACUUGAUGAUGCAUUGCAGCUGUCUGUGGCUCUCUCCCAAACGGAAAACACGAGAUCUCAGAUGAGUCAAGGCGACUGGAACCGAGUUAUCAGCGCUGACAAAGACGCACCAGGAUGGUUGCAAAUCUCGUCACAGCGGGCAUGUGCGAUAUAUGUUAGUAAUCUGCCGCUGAGCGUGACUGCGGAGAAAUUGGAAGGGCAGCUGGAUAGUGAAGCGGAGUGUAACGUCGUGGAAGUCUAUUUGCUAAAGGAUCAGAUUCUCAGGAAACCAAAUGGCUUAGCCUGGGUGUUAUUUGCAGACGCUGAGUCUGUUCAAAGGGCAGUGGAAUACUACAACUCUGGCCAGGCUUUCAUGUACGGGACACCAUUUGUUAUCUCCUCCGUAAAUGUUGAUGUGAUUGCUGAUACUGACAUGGAAGAAAAUGCUCUGGCUAAGGCGAGACAAGAGAUGAAUCAACGUGCUAGAGAUCGCAAAGCAGAUCAAACUGUUCAUGCGCAGCUCGUUCAGUCAAACUACAGCGAGAGUCUUGCCCGUCAUGAGUAUGCAGCCCAGCACCCCGCGUACGCUGAUGGCCGAGUGUGGUGAGGGACUAGUGACGACAAGAAUAUUGUGCUCUAGUUGCAUUUAAAGCGAUUCUGGAGAGUUCAGACCCUUCUCCUUAAGAAUGUUGUCUUUUAAACGUCUUAUUGAUGUUCGAUUUAUUAAUACUUUCCGCGAGGUGGUUUAGCUACAACUCCUUGAAUUGUACUGUAAAUCGUUUCACCUGCUAUCGAUGGUUUCCCAUCGGUUCUUUCUUAUGGAUACAGUUAAAGAGGCUGGUAAAGUUUGGCAGCCCCCUUUUUCGACUCAUAAACAAAUUUACGACGAAUUUGUUAAAAAAAUUAUUAAGGUGUAAAGCGCACAUUUUUCACAAGGAUAUUUGUCCAUCCAUUCUGCAUUCUGUGAGUGUUCAAAAGUAGAUUCACUGAGUGAGCAUUUUAAAUGCUAUGUCAAGUAGUGUAACAGCAAUUUUUUUGGGGUCAAUUUUCACGAGUGUUUGUUGUAUUAUAGUUGUUACUCUGCAAGGAGAAUAAUGGCUUUUGGUUUUACAUGAUAUUCCACGAAGAGGGUUUGAAAAAUUAUUUAUUUUACACUUGUAUUUUGAUGUUGGAUGAAGGUUAUAAUUUUUUUUUUACCCAAAGUUUUGUCUUCAUUUAUG
Messenger RNA from Pocillopora verrucosa, 3927 nucleotides. Its product is annotated as serine-rich adhesin for platelets-like. Gene Ontology annotation, molecular function: protein binding; GTPase activator activity; RNA binding. The record is from RefSeq and is a predicted model, not a curated record. Lineage: Eukaryota; Metazoa; Cnidaria; Anthozoa; Scleractinia; Pocilloporidae.